Spinacia oleracea (spinach) is the source of this 1783-nucleotide messenger RNA. RefSeq names its product protein EARLY-RESPONSIVE TO DEHYDRATION 7, chloroplastic. The coding region runs from base 188 to 1573 and encodes 461 amino acids. The transcript is spliced from 4 exons. The record is from RefSeq and is a predicted model, not a curated record. NCBI's taxonomy places the organism in Eukaryota, Viridiplantae, Streptophyta, Magnoliopsida, Caryophyllales, Amaranthaceae. Gene Ontology annotation, cellular component: plasma membrane.
GGUGCCCAACAAUAAAUCAAAAAUAGUCUCUUUCUCAUUCUCCUCUCUCUAGUCUCUGCUCCUACGCGGAGUCCCCACGUCAACUCCCUUUUCUCUCUCCUCUGCAACUUCACCAUUAAGCUUUCUUCAUCCUUUUAAUCCGCCCUAUCAUUUCCACAUUUCUAUCUCCUCAUCACAGAUCACAACAAUGGCGUCUCAAGAACCUUCUCAUUAUCGACCUUCAUUAUACCCUGAUAUUGAUCAAUCUAACCCCAAUUCCUCCUCCCCUUUUCAUUCUAAUCAAAACCCUAAUCCCAAUUUUCAAUCUUCUUCUUCGUCUCUCUAUCCUACUCUCCAUAUGUCUGACCUCGUUGAUAAUCUCUUUCCCGACGAUUACCGAAACCCUAACCCUAAUUCUGUUCCGGGGACUCCUUCUGCUCCUCCAGAUCUCGAACCCAAACCAGUUGAAGAAACCCUAAUUACUAUUCCUGGUGCUGUUGUCCAUCUAAUUGACAAGAAGUAUAGUGUUGAGCUUGGAAUUGGCGAUUUCUCAAUUAGACGCAUUCGCCAAGGGGUAAACACAGUUGCUAUUUUCGCUUGCGUUUCCGAUGAUGUGCAAUGGCCGCUGAUCAAAGAGGAGGAGAUUGUUAAAGUCGAUGAUUCACAUUAUUUCUUCUCUCUAUCCGAUUCGGGCUCUAAAGAAGGAGAUGAUGUUUUGAACUAUGGAUUGAGCUUUGCUUCCAAGGGACAGGAGAGUUUGUUAAAAGAAAUGGAUGCUAUUUUUGGGAGUUUUGGGAACUUUUCGGUGCAGAGCGUUUCAGAGAAGAGUAAGGGUGAUUUGGCUGGCGUAGGAGUUGCAAGUGAAAUUACACCGGAGGAGUUGAAGUCGGACAAGGGUAAGAGAGUGGCUAUGGAGAGGAGUUGUGGAGCUUAUUGGACCACAUUGGCGCCCAAUGUGGAGGAGUAUAGUGGGUCUGCGGCCAAGUUUAUUGCCGCCGGGUCAGGGCACUUGAUUAAGGGGAUUUUGUGGUGUGGGGAUGUAACCAAUGAUCGGUUAAGGUGGGGGCAUGAGGUGUUGAAGAAAAGACUUGACCCUUCUGAGAAGAAGGAGGUUGAUAAGAAUACUUUGAAGAGGAUCCAAAGGGUGAAGAGAAUGACAAAAAUGACUAAGCAGGUGGCAACUGGAGUGUUGUCUGGGGUUGUCAGAGUUUCUGGAUUUUUCACAAGUUCAGUUGUAAACUCUAAAGCAGGAAAGAAAUUCUUCAGCCUAUUGCCUGGGGAAAUGAUCUUGGCUUCUUUGGAUGGAUUCAAUAGAAUAUGCGAUGCUGUUGAAGUAGCUGGUAAAAAUGUCAUGUCAACAACAUCUACUGUGACUACUGGACUAGUGACACACAAAUAUGGAGAGGAGGCUGGUAAUGCAACACAGGAAGGGCUAGGUGCAGCAGGACAUGCCAUUGGUACAGCUUGGACUGUGUUCAAGAUCCGGAAAGCCUUGAAUCCUAAGAGUGUCGUUAAACCUUCAAGUAUUGCCAAAACUGCUGUUAAAGAAGCUGCUCGUGAAUACAAAUCUCAAAAGAGCUCGAAAUCUAAAUGAUAUCAUUCCCUUGUAUGUAUGAACUGAUUUGUAUACUUGUAGUCUUGUAUGUGACACAGUCCUUGAGCUUUGAAGCUCUGUUUUCCUUGGAAAUUAGUUUGUUUUUGUAGCUUUUUGUUCAUGGUUCGAUCCAUUUUGUAAUAUGACAGAACGUGAUUUUGAAAUUGGUGUUCACUAAUGACUAAUAUAAUUAAUAUUUGAACUUGCUAA